This is a messenger RNA of Cydia pomonella (codling moth), 810 nucleotides long. Its product is annotated as chorion class high-cysteine HCB protein 12-like. Gene Ontology annotation, molecular function: structural constituent of egg chorion. The record is from RefSeq and is a predicted model, not a curated record. Gene Ontology annotation, biological process: chorion-containing eggshell formation; multicellular organism development. Gene Ontology annotation, cellular component: egg chorion. NCBI's taxonomy places the organism in Eukaryota, Metazoa, Arthropoda, Insecta, Lepidoptera, Tortricidae. The transcript is spliced from 2 exons. Bases 66 to 473 code for a protein of 135 amino acids.
UUAUAAACUAGGUCUACGAAGCGAAGAGUCAUUCUAGUGUAAACUUCCACUAAGAACAAGUCAAGAUGGUCUUCAAAGUUGUGAUCUUCUGCGCUUUUGCUCUCCUUGUCCAGACUAUCUCUGGUCAGAGAUGUGGCUGCUCAAGUAGCGGCUCUAAGGGCUCCAGCAGCUCCAGGGGCUCCAGCAGCUCCGUCAGCUCCAACUCCAUCGCCAUCCAAACUAGCGGCGGCGACCUCCUCGUCACCAGCGUCGGCCCGAUCUCCCCCUCCGGCAUCGCGGUCUCCUCCGAACUCGGCCUGAGCGGAAACUUGGACGUUAACGGAGAACUGCCGUUCCUGAGUGCCGUGGAGUUCGCGGGCGAAUACGACACUAAAGGGUCUGGCUGCGUCGACUACAGCUGCGGCAGCUGCGGGAACGUAGCCAUCACCAGCGUGCAGGGCGGCUCCGGCUGCGGCUGCGGCUGCGGGCGCUAAGAGCACGCAUAUCGUCCGAUAUUUUUCAUUUAGUAAUUUAUCGGACUUAAAUUUGAAAUCGCCCUACGCUGUGACAAAAUAAAAUAUAUAAGCAUACCUACAUUUCGUUUUGCUACUAGUAUCAGUGCAUCUUUUCUGGUAUCCUUAUUCACCAUUAGGUAGCUACGCAACGUAACCUAGAGAUCGUUGUCUCUUGCCGACACAUAUAAUUUCGUAAAACUUGAUAAUUUAAUUUACAUAGUGUAUCUACGUCACUCUUAUACACUGCAAAACAAACUGGCCAUGCAACGUCGAAGUCAUUUGUUGAUAUUAUUAAAAUGUUUUAAUUCUUUCUUCA